AUGCGAAUUAAACACCUUUAUAAAAUAAGCAAGCGUCUAUAAGAUAAAAAAAAAUAAGGGAACAGAUCACAAUUUUAUUUUUUUUAAAGCUUUUUAGUCAUGAAAAGCGAUCAAUGGUCUUCAGACCAUGAAAAUCCUGAAGAAGUUGAUUACUAUGCUACAUUGGGGGUAAAUCCAAAUUCGUCUCCUAGUGAGAUACAAAAGGCCUUUCGAAAACUGGCGAGUAGCUUUCAUCCAGACAGGUUUCACGAUUCGAAUCAAAAGCAAGAGGCGAGUAGACGGUUUAAGCAAGUGACCGAUGCCUAUACGGUUUUGAACGAUCCAAUGAAGCGCAAGUUAUACGAUCAAUUUGGCUCUAGUAUUUUGUCUCGAAUGACCGCUCUUCAGCUUGCGAAGAGGCCUCAGUGCAACGAAUCCUGGAUGGAUAAUGUGAUAAGAUACCAAAGGCGCCAAAAGUUGGCGUACCUUCAGCAGCGCGUAAACUUAGUGGGCUCGGCUACGGCUAUGAUAGACGUCUCUCGCUCCCUUCGAAAUCCUCGCUUGGAGACCAUGUCGAUGAAACAAACCUACUGGUAUCCGUUUCAAGACCACCAAACAUUUUUAACGAUCAUGGUUCAAAAAAUCAUUCAAAAGGACAAGGGAAAGGGAGACAUUCACUUGUCCAUAAGCCACAUGGUACUCAACAGCUUGAUGGUUAAGGCUGGGGUGAACAUGGCCUGGAAUCAAUUGGCCUGGAAACUUUCCGCUUGUCACAGCGGAUUUGCAAAUACGGUUCAAAAACUGAGCUUGUCAGGCGAUGAACGAGGGUGCAGUUUGUCUACGGGAGUUGACGUUUACCUGAGCGACCACUGGACGGGAUCCAUCAACAUCACCUCGGGCAAGUCUCCAAUGCUAAAGGCAGAACUUGUUCGAACCGGAAAAAGUAGACAAGAACAAGAAUCUAAGGCAAAAUUAAAUGAAUUUUCUUGGGACACGAGCAUCUCUUGUAGGCUAAAAAGGAAUCAGGUCAGCUUGUCUACGCGAUCGACUAGGCACAUCAACGAAAGGUCCAUGAUAGCAUUCGAAGCUUCAACCAGUAAUUCUGUUGUUCAAUCAUCGAGUUUUUCCGGGCUCUCUCAACGUCUAAUGAUGAUUCAAACUUGGCACCUUGUCGCUCACUACGAACGAACCGUCUCCCAGCUAUCCAAAUUGCACCUCGGAUUUACGAUAGCGCCUCACGGCGUUUAUAUGUCUCUAGGAUUCUCUCGGUUCGGACAGACGCUUUCUUUACCCAUCGCAAUCAGCCCAAUACCCACCCUCUACUCGUGUUUCACGGCCAUGUCGCUGCCUCUGCUCCUGGCGUUUUUGGCGCAGGCCCUUUGGCUGGAACCGCGACGAGCUAAAAAAAAGAAAAAAAGAGAGGAAACCGAGAGACUGAAGAAGCAAAAGCAAAUUCAGCUCAGCAGGGAGCAAGCCAAAAUCGACCUGGAUUUGAUUCAAAGGGAGAUUGAUAGGAAGAAGGAGGAGGAGAAGAAAAAAGGGGGUCUUGUCAUCUUGCAGGCCUUUUAUGGCCAAUUAAAAAAUGUAGACCAGACUUUCUUCUACGACCAACUGCCACUGUAUGACCUCGACCAACCUCCCGAAUACACUGCACCUCCCACCACGGACACCGAUGUCAAAAAAGAGUGCAUCAUUGACGUCACCGACGCAUUGCAAUACAUGGUCUAUCACUCCCAAUUGAAAAUUUCUCCAGAGUGCAACAAGGCUUCCUUUUUAGGGUUCUACGAUCCAUGUCCUGGGGAAGAAAAAUGGAUUGAAAUUGUAUAUCUGUACAAAAAUGAAGUUCAUCGCGCUUUUCUCAGCGACCUGGAAGCCGUUCGCCUCCCGCUGAAAUCCCACAAAAUUGUCAUCGAAUAGAAAGCAAUUGCUCACUCCGUUCGGAGCCACGAUACACCCGGUGCGCAACGUCGCUCGUGCCUCUGAAGAAACGCGUAUUGAAGAAGAGCCCUCAGGAUCAAAAGCGGUCGACGAACUCGAAAGAACCAAGCAAUUCAAAAAAAAAAAAAAGUGUAGCGAAGAUAAAUGUCGAGCGUAAACACUACCUUCUCUCUCUCUCUGUUUGUAAUAAUACAUACCACGCCGGUCAGACAGUGCGGCUGUUUUCUUAGUUUUGAAUAGCAUCGUUCUCUUGGUCACCAAUAAAAAAAUAGCUUCGUUGAUGAAAA
This is a messenger RNA of Schistocerca gregaria, 2204 nucleotides long. Its product is annotated as dnaJ homolog subfamily C member 11-like. Gene Ontology annotation, biological process: cristae formation. The record is from RefSeq and is a predicted model, not a curated record. Lineage: Eukaryota; Metazoa; Arthropoda; Insecta; Orthoptera; Acrididae. The coding region runs from base 100 to 1896 and encodes 598 amino acids. The transcript is spliced from 2 exons.